UAUUAUGUUCUUCAAACAUGUUUGUUCGGUUGUUCGUCGUGUUGCAGUUCGGCCACGUUACACUUGCUGCAGAUUAACUUAUAGCUGACAACCAUAUUAUACCAAUAAUAAUUUGUAAUUUAUAAGUAAAAUAGUUUGAUGACGAUGGUGUGGCAGUCAUCGUCCAUGGUGCGACGGCACGGACUGCACAUUUGGGCCAUAUUGGUGUAUUGGACAGGCAAAGUGACCGGGGUUUUGGUAUUGGCCGAGACCGCAGUGGGCCACCGCGAGUUCACGGCGGCCUCGGUGUCAGUCGGCCGAUGGCGGUGGGCCAGGGCCCAUGUAUGUAAUGCGGUCUGCUUGGCGGCCGUGGUGCAUAGGAUCGUCGUGGAAACGUGGCCAGUCACGGUGCAGGCCAUCACGCACCUACCUCAGGCAUCGUGCUACGAUACCGUGUGCGGCGGCGUGUGGUGCGUGUAUGCGUGCGUGUACUAUGCGGUCGCCUGGCUCGACAGGGUGUCGGAGAUCUGCGCUUUGACUGCGGCCGUCACGUGGCGCCGGCUGUCCACGGUAGAAUGCUUGAACUCAGCCUCAGCCGGUUGCUUGGACGACGACAACGGUGACGACGCUGCUGGGAGACCGUCGGCAUUCAACAUACCAUGGCACGCGUACCUAAUCGUGGCUUUCCCAGUCGCGCAGUUUGCGAUUGCCGCGAACGUGAUAUCGCUCACUCACAACGGCGCAUGGCGCACUGUUAUGGGCACCGUGGCCGCGGUGGCCAGUUGCGCACCGGUAGCGGCUCACGGCACCGCGGUCGCCCUGCUGGUCGUGGCCAACAUCAGCAUGCGGUCCAUCAACUGCCGGAUAACUCACAUGUCGCCGGUCGGACGGCUACGCCGCGUCCGGUCUUCCGGCGGAAACCUUGACGCUAAUGACGCCGACAUCGACGAGAACUGUCGCCAACAAGAUGUCAUUGCGCAGUUGGCUCGCAGACACUGGCGAAUCACCGGGCUGGUGACGGGUGGCGUGUGCGGCGCUUACAGCGUAGACCUCAUGACGGCAGUGCUGUUGGCCGCCGUUCGCGUCACCUACGUAGCCAUAUCGGUGUUUCACCGGCUGACCGACGACUCGGAAGCGCGGACCAACAUGUCGCUGGCUGUCAUCGUUCAAUUAAUAGCGUGGUUCGGACAGUUUGCUUAUUUGGCGUACACGUGCGACGAUUUGGCCGCCCAAUCAAGUGAAAUGUUUGACAAUUUGAACACACUAUUGCUGGAUAUUUUCAAAGAAAGUCGGCUCUCUGGAGAACCAUACAUAAGUAAAAUGCAAGAAAUUGAAGCGAUCAUUGGAGUCACAUUAACAUAUUUUAUUGUCUUAUUGCAAUUUGAAUCAUCGCACAGUAGUAGUGCUCAUAAUGGUACACACGUGGACAUGGCUACAUCUGUUUAAUUUUUUUAAUAUUUAUAUUUAAAGGAAUUUAGACAGUCCGUACAAAACUAUUACAAUAAAUAAACAUGAUAUUUAUACGAAUGAAAUGACACGAAUGCUGUGGCUGAGGAAGAAACCUAUUGGUAACACAUCUUUAUUGAAUAUAAUAGCCAUUAGGAUCCUACCUACACUAUUUUCGCUUUUUCUGCGCGGUGGGUUUUAGGUUGAUCAUGGACAUAAUAUGUGAUAAUGUGAUACGAAAAUGUGUGCUAUUACAUUUUGUAGGUAGUAUUACUGUAUUAGUAAGUAUGUAGAUAGGUAUCAAUUACUUAUGUACUAUAUAUUUAUUUUCAUAGCCAAACGGCAGUUAAAUGUGAUUAGUGUGUAGAAAUGUAGAAUAUAAAUAUUUAUAUAAAAUAUAUGAAUAUAGUGCAAACAUGCAAUAAGUUGGAAUACUCCAAGUCUCCGUUAUAAGAAACUUACAAACAAUUUUUAAUUAAUACAUUUUUUAAAUAUUUAAACGUGAACCGAUAAAUUAUAUUUUGGUUUACAGCUCUGGACAUGCGGCGAAAGUUGAAACUGUGUAAGGUAUGAUUGCCCAUAUGAUAUUUUGUAUGUCGGUAGGUUAGGUGAUUUUCUUAAAAAUGUUGGUGU
Molecule: messenger RNA, 2058 nt
Organism: Myzus persicae (green peach aphid)
Lineage: Eukaryota; Metazoa; Arthropoda; Insecta; Hemiptera; Aphididae
Exons: 3
Coding region: 139-1425 (428 amino acids)
Biological process (GO): sensory perception of taste
Cellular component (GO): membrane
Source: RefSeq, a predicted model, not a curated record